CCCCAGUCAAGAACUUAAAUUUGGCUCCAGUUGGCCAUGAAGGCCAUGAACAACUUAACAUUUCUGGCAAAUUGUGCCAUGGUUACUUGGCUGGCGUACUGAGACUCAUGAUCAAUCCCUUGUUUGCCUUUUUCGCUUGGUCAAACUUCUUUACCAGUCUUGGCUUUAAUGCCCCCUUCCUCUAUGCCGUAGAUCGAGCCCAACUUGCUGGCGUGGAACCAAAGCGAGCCAGCUACCUUAUUUCAGCAAUCGGUGUUGGCAACAUGAUCGGUAGAUUAAUAUUUGGCGCUGUGUCAAGUCGAGUAUCCGCCAAGAGCAGAGUGCACAUCUAUAAUGCUAGUCUAGUGGUCUGUGGUUUAGUGACAGCCUUAAGUUGUUUCGCUACGGUCUACUCUGGAAUGGUGGCCUUUUCAGCGGCUUUCGGAAUUUUGAGUGGUUUGUUUAUUAUAUUUUUAUAUGAUCUGCAUACUUUUUAUUUCGUUUGGAGUAGAGGCUCUAAGACAUCUGUAAAUUGGCUUUAUGAGAAAUUUAAAGAUUUCUUCCAACAUAUCACACAUCCUCCUUCGGUUUCUGGUGAGGCCAAUUUACACAUCUCCACCUUCCUGUGCAAAGAAAAAUAUAAAGUUAUGAACAAUGUAAAUUUAUUAGAUGAUUCCUUGAAACUCAACUUCUCUUCAUAUAUUUUUACACUAUAUAUUGGUAGCAUAUGCAAGGCUUAG
This is a messenger RNA of Protopolystoma xenopodis, 719 nucleotides long. The record is from the annotation of a GenBank genome assembly. NCBI's taxonomy places the organism in Eukaryota, Metazoa, Platyhelminthes, Monogenea, Polystomatidea, Polystomatidae.